Molecule: messenger RNA, 2241 nt
Organism: Prorocentrum cordatum
Lineage: Eukaryota; Dinophyceae; Prorocentrales; Prorocentraceae
Source: the annotation of a GenBank genome assembly
AUGAGCACCGCGAGUCUCGUGGAGGCGCUGUCCGAGAUCGUCGCGAUGCUCCUGAUGGGCGCGGCGCACGUGGCCAGCCCUCUGCAGCUCAUCCUCCAGACGCUCAUGGCGCGGCCGGCCUGGCUGCGGAGCUCGAAGCUGCGCCCGCGUUCCCGCCCCAGGAGCAGCGCGCCGCGGUGCAGCGCGCAGCCGCGGCUUCGGGCCUGGCGGGGGACCCAUGGGCUGCCGCCGCCGCUGGCCCCGGCCCGCCCCCCAGCCGGCCAGGGAUCCCUGCCCCGCUUGACCGAGCGGCGGCCCGUCCUGCCCCUGGGGCGCUUCCUGGCGGUGCUUCGCGUCCUCCUCGUGGCGAUGGCGCUGGCGGUGCAGCUGUGGACCCCCGACAGCGGCCCCCACCGCCUUCACCGGCCGGGGGUCGCCAGGCAGAUCACCGACCACGCGGCCCAGGUCGACUCGAGGCUGGCCGCCCAGGACACGGCGAUCGACGAGGUGCGGAGGGACAUCGCCGAGCUCCGCCUUGCCCUCAACGUGGGCGAAGAGCUGUCCAAGCGCUACGUCUUGCGCAUGGGUGGCGCGAGCGGGCUGGCGGCCAUGCGGGUCCGCAAGUUCUUGGCGCUGCUCCAACCCGAACGCGACCGGUGGGAGCGCAUCCACUGCCCCCUGCCCGGCGGCGCUGGGGAGACCACUGAGUUGCGCAUGUCGGUGGACAAGAGCCCCAAGCAGGUGGCCCGCGAGAUUGCUUGCAAAAAGGUCCGCCUGGCCUUGGGGCCGUUGGUCCCCGAUGGCAAAAUCUUCGUCCACCGCGAGGGCGGCGUGCUCACCUACAAGUUCAUGCCCAUCUGCAAGGUUGAGCCUUCUGCAAUUCGCCGCCAGCCUCCGCAGGUCUUCUGGUGCGAUCCCUCCUUGGCGCAGCUGGGCCCCCAGCGCGUUGCGCUUGCUGAGGCGGUCCGCGGGCGGGCCGGUGGAGGCGGCGUGCUCACCAUCUUCCCGUACUCCGAGGAGCGCAACUAUGAGGCAACGGAGGCGGUGCGUGGCCGAGUCCUGCAGACCAAAGUUUUGAUUCCUAGUGAUGGCAUUUUUGGCCCUUCUGGCUGCCUCGUGCAUUGGAAUAUCCACAAUUUCAACUUCUCCAACGCGCAGUUCGAGCGCAUCCGCACGAUGCUGGCUGCGGACAUUGAUGAUGCCACUCGUGCCCCCGCGUCGUGCGCCCUUGUGGUCGCCGGCGAUUUCAACCUUUACGCCAGAGACCACUUCCACCAUGACUGGGUCUCGGGGGGUUCGUUGGCCACGCAGCCCCAGGCCGACGGCCGGCGCGCCCCGCGACGCCACGAGCGACAGUGGAAUGCAAUGUUUGGGCGCAUGGUCGAGCUCGUGGCGCGGUCGCCGACGCACGUGCACCGCGGGCUGAAGACGUUCUCGGCGAUCGACCGGGUCUUCACUGCAUGCCCGACGCGGCUCCUCAAGCAGACGCGGCAGCAGGCGGAGGUCGCCGAGCCCCCUGAGGAGCUCCACGCCCGCGAGCUAAGCGACCAUGGGGUCCUGCUGGUGCGUUUCGGCCACCGCGACGGCGAUGGCGACCCCAGCGGGCAGACGCGGAUGGACGGAAGCUGCAAGCCGAUUCCGCCGUCCCUCUUCCGGAUGUCCGGCGCCCGGGAACUGAUCUCUGCCUACGCCGCGGCCGCGGCGCUUGACUCGUUCGCCGCUCACCCGCCGACGAUGCUGGAUCUGCACGCCCGCAUCCUGCAGGAGGUCGGCGCCCGCAUGCGGGACUACAACUUCGCGGCGCGGCUCAUCCACGUCCACAGCUGGCUCUCCGAGUUCGUCGAGGUCCGUCCCGGGCGAAUGCUGCUGGUGGAUGGCGCGGCGUUCCGCGCGGCCCACGACCGUGCCCAGCGCGCCGAUCUCCUGCGCCAGGAGGCGCGCCGUGGCCAGCUGGCCCCAGGCCGGCCUCCCUCCCCAGCCCAGGCUGGCCCUGCCACGCCGGCGCCGUUACGACAGCAGCUGGCGGGGCAGCGACGCGCCCACGAGCGGCGCACGAAGCUCUGGUCGCCUUUCGGCAAGCGGCGCUACCUCACUGGCGUGGAGGUGGAGGGCCAGGUGGUCAACACCCCCUCGGAGCGGGCAGCAGCGCUCGCGGCGCACUGGACCCCCGUCUUCUCCAACGUCACGCCUGUCGACGAGCGGGCCGCCCAGCGGUACUUGGACCGCCUGUCGACCCGUCUCGCGCCCGAGCAGCUGGCUGGC